AUGUCAUAUUAAUAAAAAUUAAGUGGACUUAAAUGUUGGGAUUCUUUUCGUGACUUAACUCUUUAGAAGAUGGAAAUAAUACCAUUUGCUAUUACUGAAUGUCCUGAUUUAUGUUCUUGUCAAAUUUGCAAAAAAAAAUAGCCAGAAAAAGAAGAACCAUAAGAAUAAAAUAAGAAAUCUUAAAAAAUAAUGAAAUAACCAAGAUAAAGAAGAUUUUCAAUAUGUGGAUUUAAAGAUGAUUUGCUUACAAUCUGUCAAAUGUUAUAGAAGUAAGAUGAAGUUGUGAGACCAAUAAAUAUUAAUAUUUUAGAUACAAUUAUUUUGAAAGAAAGAGAAUUUGUAUUAUAUGCAUUUUAUGAUAAUGGUUUCAGAUACAUCAAAAACAAAUCCUUUUUUCAUACAGAUAUGGAAAAAUAACUUUUAGAUAGAAAAAUAGAAUUUGAAGUUAAUCAUUAAAUUAAACAAAUAAAAUCAGGUAUCCAUCCUACAAUAAAAUUAUCUGAGUUAUAUGAAAAUAGUAAUUAAGUAACUACUAAAUUAAAAUAAGUAUUUUAUAGAUUUAAAUCUUAGUAAAUUACUGAUUUAUUGAAUGCUUAAAGUAUUCUAAUGGCAAGAUAUUAGACUGGUGAAACAACCUUAAUUGGAAAAUUUGAAUUACAUUAAUUAUCAGUUUUAUCGAAAACAAAUGUUAUAUUUGAUAACCUACUUCAUUUAUAAUUAUAUCUUUAUAAUGAAAAAACAGCAUUAGAUUUUAUUGAGACAAAUAAAAGAAAUUCUAAAGAUUAUUUUAUUCAUAGAUAUAAAUACAUAAAAGAUAAUUCACUAUUUAGUGAUAUAGUUUGUGAACAAUCAUAUUUAACAGAUCCUUCACUUAGAGGUUAGAGAUUAUGGAAUAAAGAAAAAGAAUAUUCAGAUAAUUUAGAUUUAAAAGAAUAUUUUAAAUAUACAUGCCAUAAAAUAGCUGUUUAUAUAUAAAGUUUUCAUAAAUAAUGUAUUAAUGAGAUGGAAGUACAUUUUAUUGUUAGUAUAACUAAAAAAUAUCCAAGAUUACCCUAAAAAUAUUACAAUUAUUAAUGUAAUUGGAUUAAAAAUGUCAAAAGCAGAAGAAACUUAAUGGGUAAUAAAAACUGGUAGAGUGCUGAGCACAGCAGAGAAAAUACAAAUUAAUGAUGUGGAUUUAAAUGAAAAUAAUAAACCAUAAACAUAAAGAUCCUUAGUUGUUUCUUAAUCAUUAAUACCUUCUACUUAAAAGUAAUAGUUGUUAUUAAUUAUAAAGAGUAAUAGAAAAGAUAAAACCUAUCACUGCUUAAGUAAUAGUUAAUAACAUGUAAAGUACAAGAACAUAAGAUGCAUUUAAAACUCUGAAUCCUUAAACUAACGAAUCUAUUAAUCAAAUAUUAGAAAAUUAGUAGUAUUAAAAAAUGAUUAGGAAUUUUCCAAAAUAAUUAAAGAGAUAUCAAAGUAUGUAGAGAGAUUCACCAAUCAAGUCUAGAAUUGAUGAUUAACCUCUUACAUGCAGUAGAGAUGUUUAAAUAGAUGAUUAUUUAUUGAAAUCAAGAUAGAAAAAGAAAAAAUAAACAAUUAAUUCACCUUUUCUUAGAAGUAUCUCUAGAAGAUUUUUUACUAGAAGAAAUUCUGCUGAUUUUUGUUGA
Molecule: messenger RNA, 1652 nt
Organism: Paramecium pentaurelia
Lineage: Eukaryota; Ciliophora; Oligohymenophorea; Peniculida; Parameciidae
Source: the annotation of a GenBank genome assembly